CCUCUCUGGGCGCUGGGCCUCCGGGAGCGCCGCGCAGAGCCCAGGGCGCCCAGGGGAGGCCGCGUCGCCGCCGCGCGUGGCCAGAGCGGGCGUCGCACGGAGACGGCUGUCCCCUGAAAUGUGACCCAGCCCCGCCACCCAUGCGGGUCCCCGGUCUCCCGGCGCCAGGCCGCCCGGCCCUGUCGUUGCUGCUGCUGCCGCCGCUGCUGCUGCUGCUGGUGGCGGCGCCGUGGGGACGAGCAGUUCCCUGUGUCUCUGGCAAUUUGCCUAAACCUACAAAUAUCACCUUCUUAUCCAUAAACAUGAAGAACAUCCUACAAUGGAAUCCACCAGAGGGUCUACAAGGAAUUGAAGUUACUUAUACUGUGCAGUAUUUCAUAUAUGGGCAAAAGAAAUGGCUGAAUAAAUCUGAAUGCAGAAAUAUCAAUAGGACCUACUGUGAUCUUUCCUCUGAAACUUCCGACUAUGAGCACCAAUAUUAUGCCAAAGUUAAGGCCAUUUGGGAAACAAAUUGCUCCAAAUGGGCUGAAACUGGACGAUUCUAUCCUUUUUUAGAAACACAAAUCGGCCCACCAGAGGUUGCUCUGACUACUGACGAGAAGUCCAUUUCUGUUAUCCUGACGGCUCCAGAGAAGUGGAAGAGAAAUCCAGAAGACAGUUCUGUUUCCAUGCAACAAAUCUACUCCAAUCUGAAGUAUAACGUGUCCAUAUAUAAUACUAAAUCAAAUAGAAUGUGGUCCCAAUGUGUGACCAACCACACGCUGGUGCUCACCUGGCUGGAGCCAAACACUCUGUACUGCGUCCACGUGGCGUCCUUCGUCCCCGGGCCCCCUCGCCAAGCUCGGCCUUCUGAGAAGCAGUGUGUCAGGACUUUGAAAGAUCAAUCUUCAGAGUUCAAGGUUAAAAUCAUCUUCUGGUAUGUUUUGCCCAUAUCUGUCACGGUGUUUCUUUUUUCUGUGAUGGGCUAUUCCAUCUACCGAUAUAUUCACGUCGGCAAGGAGAAACACCCAGCAAAUUUGAUUUUGAUUUAUGGAAAUGAAUUUGACAAAAGAUUCUUUGUGCCUGCUGAAAAAAUCGUGAUUAACUUUAUCACCUUCAAUAUUUUGGAUGAUUCUAAAAUUUCUCAUAAGGAUAUGAGUUUACUGGAAAAAAGCAGUGAUGUAUCAUCCAACCUUAAUGAUACCCAGAACCCGGAGCCACCCCAGGAGAACGUGGAGGUGGAACACUUAGGGUAUGCUUCGCAUUUGAUGGAAAUUUUCUGCGACUAUGAGGAAAACACCAAAAAUACUUCCCUCUCCCGGCAGGAGUCACUCAGCAGAACAAUACCCACAGAUAAAACAGGCAUUGACUAUGAAUAUGACGUAAGAACCACUGACAUUCGUGUGGGGCCUGAAGAUCCAGAGCUCAGUUUGCAGGAGGAAGCUUCCAUACAAGGAAGAGUAUUCGAGCAACAGGCAGCUUUGGCAAACUUGGGCCCACAAACGUUACUGUACUCACGCACCCCUCAGCUCAGAGACUUACACCACCAGGCACAGGAGCACACACACUCAGAAGCAGGGCCCGAGGAAGAGCCAUCGGCGACCCUGGUCGAUUGGGACCCUCGAACUGGCCGGCUGUGUAUACCUUCCCUGUCUAGCUGCGACCAGGACUCCGAGGGCCGUGAGCAUCCUGCGAAUGAUUGUCUCACGGAGGAGGGCCUUUUAGCCAGACUCCAUGAGGAGCAGGCUCCAGACAAGCCACCAGAGGAAAAUGAAACCUAUCUCCUGCGAUUUAUGGAGGAGUGGGGGUUAUAUGUGCAAAUGGAGAACUAACGUCAAAACUUCCCUUUGCCAGACCCUCGUGUGACAUGGCUUGUGAGCGCAAACAGAUGAGUGACCCGACAAUAAAGUACCUUCCUGGGAUAAAAGAAGUUUAUUCAGAUUUUUCAGUGUUAGUGAGAAUUACUUAUUUCUUCUCUCUGUGCUCAUAGCACUUGUUUGGACCUGCCGCCUGGGGUGGUUGGUUCAUGCAUGUGGGUCUCCUGCAGUGGUGGUGGGCACCUAGAGUGCAGCGGCUGGCCCGUCGCAUUCUACAGAGGGAGCAGUUAAUAAAUGUUUGCCAGACUGGGUGCAGAAUUCAUUCAGGUGGUUUUACUGUGGCCUCUUUGUUUAUUAUUUUCCAACAAGCACAAGUAUUCAAUUAUUUUCUGGGU
Messenger RNA from Propithecus coquereli (Coquerel's sifaka), 2191 nucleotides. It is a transcript of the gene IL20RA, whose product is annotated as interleukin 20 receptor, alpha. Gene Ontology annotation, molecular function: interleukin-20 binding. NCBI's taxonomy places the organism in Eukaryota, Metazoa, Chordata, Mammalia, Primates, Indriidae. The coding region runs from base 141 to 1811 and encodes 556 amino acids. The transcript is spliced from 7 exons. The record is from RefSeq and is a predicted model, not a curated record.